AUGUCCCCAGUGGAUAUGCCACCAAAUGUUACCACGUGUCAGGGAGGAAAGAAGAACAAAAAGAAAGACAAAGGGGGUUCGCAGCCCUGUUCAGCCUGUGAGUCACAAAGUUUCAAAAAAUUACAAGUUUUUGAAAAAAAUGUUAUUUUUCAGCUUUUUUUAUCCUAAUUUUAAGUUUAUAUUUCGAUAUAAUAAAUUGUAUAAUUGUGAUAUUCUUCAAAUAAUAACUGCAACUUCAGUCAAAAAUUUUCGCGUGGUUGACAGAUAUAUGAGCUUUGUCUCAUGUUUUUUUUUGCUUGAAAAAACGUAAACGUUACGAACAAAAACAAAGAAAAGUAGCAAAUAGCAUAAGCUAGGAGUAUAUAUACCUGAAUUGAACUUAAAGAUCAAUAAAUAGGAAUUUUUCUGAUAUAUUGAAAACGAAGUGCUGGGAAGACAGUCUAAUCGCUUUCAGAUUGAGUUUUUUUUAAUAAAAUUUUUUUCAGGUACAACCACAGCCCCAUAACCCCGUGAAGAACGUUGUAAAUGACAUUGUCGAAUUUGAUUCUGAGAAAGAUAUCGUGGAACAAAAAGAGAGAAGUGCUGCAAAAAAUGUGAGAAAGAUUCUUGUAGGUUUUAAAUUAGGGAUUUCAAAAGUUGAAAUGGAUCAGUAUUGUUUAAAAAAAACCAAAGAUCAAAAAAGACUAGUUUUACUAGGGCAUGGUCUCCGCUCGCCAACGAGCUGAGAAUUGAGAAUUUGUGGGUGGAUAGGUCUAGGUGAGAGUACUCGGAUUCAAAAAUAAAAUUCUGCUAAACCCCUCAGGCAACCGAGGAAAAGCUCGUCGAAAGUUUCCCAGCGCGGAAAUAGCCGCGCUCGGAACCUUCGGCCAGCAACUGGCGGCGUGGUGUAGUGGAUUGUGGUCUAGUGCACUGUCAAUAUUGGGACCAUGGUUCGAAUCCUUUUGGCGGAAAUAUUUUUUGCCGGCUCAUAACUUUAUUCCUUUCACAUUUUUGGAAUAUUUUUUUCAAAAAUCUACAAUAAAAAUUCACAAAAAUCACAAUAAAAAACAAAAAAAUGAUUUGAAUUUUUUUUUGUUUUUUUUUUCUCUACUUCAUGGGCAAACGAUGAAUAAAACGGUCUGUUUUAUGAAAAUUCACGUCGAGUAGAUAUGUUAUAAAACUUUGAGCUUUUUUGAAAAGCGAUUACUUGGACACGUGUGUACUAAACGGAAACAUAAUAACACGAUGAAACAACUAAAAUGAAACUUUUCCGUUCGGUUACGCGUUCCAGGUGUCAGAAGAUAUGGCGAUUUUCGAAGAUUCCAACAAAAAUUUGCGCGAAAGGAGCUUAACUUUAAUAACUUAGCUGCUGAUUGCCUGUCUUCCAACAAAACUAUUUGAGAAUAUGCUCCUCAAUACGAGAAGAAAAACGUGGCAUGAGAGAAGUAGUAAAAAAUAAUAGUUUUCUACAAUUUUUGAUGUACAUUUUUGAAAAAAAUUUCAAAAAAAUGAGAAAGCAUUAAAGUUAUGAGCCGGCAAAAACGAUUUCCGCCAAAAGGAUCCGAACCAUGGUCCCAAUACUGACAGUGCACAAGACCACAACCCACUACACCACGCCGCCAGUUGCUGGCCGAAGGUUCCGAGCGCGGCCAUAUCCGCGCUGGGAAACUUUCGACGAGCUUUUCCUCGGUUGCCUGAGGGGUUUAGCAGAAUUUUAUUUUUGAAUCUGAGUACUCUCACCUAGGCCUAUCCACACACAAAGUCUCAUUUCUCAGCUCGUUGUCGAGCGGAGACCAUGCCCUAGUUAGAAGAAAUUUCGGAACUAACUAUUCUUUGAUAACUAGUUGGAAAAAACAUUUACAAUUUCAGGAGGAAAGUCAGAUGGAAACUCUGAUCGACACGACUGCAGAUUCUCUCGCCAAAGAUUUGAUCGUUAGAGAUCCUCCCAGAGGUUAUUUUCAACUGGGGAAAAAAGAGAAACUUUUUUGCAAUUGUUUUUGAAGUUCUUGUACAUGAGCCAUUGUUAUCACGGCCAAGAGUGACUGAAACUUUUUAGUGUCCCCAGCUCCGAAAGCGCCGCCUCGGAAGAGUCAUCAGCAGCUGAACGGCGGCGCGACGACGGCCGCUACGUCUUCUUCGUCAGCGUCUUCUUCGCCAGCGGGUUCGAUGCGCGGAGAGAGUCACCGGAAACGUCUUUCCAGCCACAACUACAUCAAGGGCCAGAUCGUCAAAGCCGUCGAGCCGCCGUUCGUUUAUAUUUUUGAUUGAAAAAGAAGCCUUGAGCAAAGAAAUAAAAUCACAACUUUCGAAUUUUUGAAAUAUAUCAUUGAUUUUCUUUUUGCUCAAAUCAAACAAUUUUUUGACAUAAAUUUCAAACGGCAUAUAGGCGAAAAUCUGAAAUUUUUUUUAAAAUGUUUCAGGCUCUCUUCCACGGAAAAAAAAACAUGUAGGAUUAUUUUGAUUGCCUUUUUACUUUUGUCUACCUUCUUUUUUGCACUAAGAAAUGUUUUCAAAACGGGGGUUUCCAGGAUGAUUGGAUGAUUUGCAAAAACAGUUUCUCGAGUUUUCAUUUUGGAGUAGAGCAUUAGUUUUUUAGCCUCACAGAACCUUUUUUUCCGUUAGUUGUGGCAGACAUGUCAUGGUACAUAUCGAAAAAACUGUUUUUAUACAGCUGAAGGCAAAUGCGGUUUUUCCAGUUGUCUGAAAUUAGAUGCAGCUUGUUUUUACUGGAGUCCUCCUUGUUCAGAAGCUCGACGAUAGUCGGUUCGAUGGCGGAAUUGGUCAACGAAAUGAUGCCGGCUUCGCAAUCGCAGGCCGCUCAUUUGCCGCAGUUUGAAAAGGCCGAGUGGGUACAGAUUUCCAGUGUUGAAAAAGGUUCGCUUUUCUCACUCCUCAAGAUUCCCUUAGUUUUUAGCUGGAAAGCCUGGGGAAAGGUUGGACGUCGUCGUUGUUGGACUGAUUCGCGGGUUCCAGAUUUGGACCAUCAAUGUAUGCUUUUUUGAACUAGUUAAUUGAGGAUUUAAGUGAAAAAAGGUUACAUUUCCCACCUAGAUGGAGUGUUUUGAGGAGAACGGAGACUGUGAAGAGGUCAUGUCGGAGCGACAAGGCCCCAUCCGAGCGUGUCGCAUCCUGCCCAACAACAUUUCGAUUCCCUCAGGGACUCGUGAUCCGUCAGUUCUUUCCUCCUCCUGGGAGAUGAAAAAAAGAUCAUUUCAGUUUUGCGUCGGUGCGGCCGCUGAUCGCCUUGGUCGACGCGUCGUCUCACGUUCCUGAUCGGCAGUACUGCUCGGUCUCGUUGGUGUCGCUGAACAGUGGCAAAGAAGUUCAUCGGAUUGCUUUCGACGAGCCUGUCACUGCCCUCAACACUUCAAACCAGUAAUUUUUUCUGCAUAAAAAAAAAGAUAUUUCGCCUUUUUAAAAUUAAAAAUGGAGAAGAGAGAGGAGAGAAGAAAUUUUUUGAAGCAAAUACAUUUGAUUUUUUUUUCAGUUCACAUAAAAAAUCAAGUUAUUGAGAUUAAAAUGCGCUGGUGCACCUGUUUUAAUAUGGAAUAGUCAAAAGUGAAACAAUGUGGUAUCAAAAAAAAGAGAAAAAUGUCACUGGAGAUUAAAUUGAGGGAUUCAACUAACUUAAAAAAAAAUAAAACAAAAAAAAUUGAUACCGAUGGGAAAAAGAACAACAAAUCAGAGGCCGUAUGUAUACACGUUUACGCAGCGCAACUAUGGCUUUUUAAAUGAUUUAAAUGCAGACGAACUCGAAAAAACUAUUUCCACGUAUAUGAGAACCUAGUAGGUUGGAUGUGUUAGAGAAGAGUAAACAUAGAGAGGUUUAAUUUUGGAAUUCAUUUUACGCUACAUAAAUGUUCGUGUAUUAAUGUGAUAUUCAUGGCGUCUAACAUACUAAAUUCUGAUUCUGAGGAAAUUGAAAAAAAAACAUUGAAUUUGCUGAGCGCAGAUAUCUGGUGGUGUCGCUGUCGAGCCGAGCCUUCGUUUACGAGUUGGUGUCUUUCGCGGAGGCUCGUCACGUCCGCCUCAUCACGCCUCCAGAAGGCUGCCCUCCUGCCAUCGCCAUCACAGGCCAGAUGCUCGCCUACGCAGACCUGAAGGUCUUCUGGCCACUCAAGUCUCUCUAAUUGUGUUUUCAGCUGAAUUCGGAUGUCCAGAGUUGCGGAGGAAUGGCCGUCGACGUCGAAACGGCGGCCAGUGACCAUUCGGCUGCCACACAUGUCAUGAGCGCCAUGAAGGUCUUCAGCGAGUAUCCGGAGUGACGACGCAAUGAGGACGGUUUCAGAUGUUCUCGAGGACGAUGACGUCGAUUGGAGAGUCUGUCGGAGCGACGUCAUCUUCGAGUCCAUCUAAGUUGAACUCUGUCGGAGUGGUGACGGUGGUCGACCUCGAAACGCAGUCGGAGCAGGUGACAUCCGUGCUUUCUCUCUUUUUUUGACGGCUUACUGUAGCCGACGGACGGCGUGGUUUGCCACUGGAUGGCCCACACGACUCCGGUCUCGCAUCUCGCCUUCUCUCCCGACGGACGUCUUCUGCUCACCGCCGACGCCUCCGCUUCUGUGUUCAACGUUUUCCUUCUCCUGCCACACUCUGGAUCUCCGACUUUGGCUGCCGUCCAGCACCUGUACAAACUUCAUCGGGGAAACACUGCGGCGAAGGUGAGAUGAAUGAUUCAAAAAAGGUUUCAUCUGCAGGAUUGAGGUUUCCUCGACGGCUUUCUCGCUGGACGGCCGUUGGUUGGCCAUCAGUACCAAUCAUGGAACUUGCCACGUCUUCUCCAUCUGUCCGUUUGGCGGCCGACCUACUCAGAGGACUCAUGGCGAUCAGUUCGUCAACAAGUGCGUUGAGACUAUAUAUAUAUAUUUAUUUAUUUUAAAAAAACGGCUCAAGGAACGAAGAUAUAAACCAAUGUUUGAUUUUUGAACAAUAAAAAAACAUUUAAAAAUACUAAAACCGAUGAGAAAAAAUCUUUUUUUAUCCACACAAGUAUUACUUUAAUUGGAAAUGAUCGCGAAGACAAUAUUUGUGAAGUAUUGUUGAUGAACAUCGCCGUACAGAGAAUCGCGGUUCCUGCGAUCAGCAGGGCUGACGGAUUCGGCGGAUGCGACGGCGUCGAUGGCUCCAAGCCGUGUUCGGGCUCUCAGCGGGACUCCGACGCCCAACUUCCGCGAGCAUCCCGAGCUCGCUGCGAACAGGUCUUUGGCCAAGUGCGUGUUGGUUUGCCUGUCCUUUCUUCCUCCUUUGGUUGAUCAAGGGAAUGUUCAGUAUCUUGUUGUUUGGACUAAUGUGACUUUAUGAAUUUGAAGUGUGUGGUGAACAGCUUUUUUCGGCAUUUGUGAGUCGUCGAAAUUGAUGUGAAAAAAUAUGUAUUUAUGUAUAAUCUAUCCCUUUUCUUGAUUUUUUUGUAGUGAAAUGUGUGGACAGAAAUAUGGAUGUACUCGAUAGAAGCCGUGAACUUGUUUAACUUCUUACUAACCUUUCAGCAAAUUAAUUCUUUUUUCUUUUUUUUUUGUUAGAAAUAUUUUAAGAAAGGGGCAUAAACCAAAUUUUCGCAGCGCGAUGAACUGGAAAGUUGUCAACGAUCUUAUCUAACUCUGUUUUCCUUCACUCGACUAUUUCUUUAUCUGUUUGGUCUAACCUUUUUUGUUUCUUGACAUCGUACAGUACUGGCCAUAAAGGUAUCUCAAAGUGGUUAUUCGAGCAUAACGUCUCUGAAAGUGGCUCAAAUAAUUUGAAACUUCGCACAGAUUUCAAAUAGCUACGCAGUAACUCUUUCCCAAAAGAAGAACUUUUUCAGAACCUUGAUGAAUGAAAAUAAAAGAAGUUUUUUGUUUGAGAACACUCUGAAAAAAAGAAAAUUUCGAGACAAAAAAGUUCCAAAAUUGGCAAUUUUCGACCGCUUCGCGACCGCGUUUCAACACUAUGGCCAGCCCGGCUGACCCAAAGCACAGCUCUGCUUUGAAGAUAUGAUUUUUCGAAUCUCUAGAGAAACAUCUUAAUUUUCGCGAUUUUUGGUUUUUUGCUCUCAAAUCCGGUCCGACUCGAGCAAAUGAGUUCUUCUCCUGGGAAAGAGUUACUGCGUAGCUAUUUAAAAUCUAAGCGAAAUUUCAAGUCGUUUGAGCCACUUUCAGAGAAGUUAUGCUCGAAUAACCACUUUGAAAUACCUUUAUGGCCAGUACUGUAUAUAAAAAAAGUUUACGGUGACUGGUCUGGGAAUUUUGGGCUAGAGUUAAAUAUCGUAAACUUUCAUUAUUACGGUCUUCAAAGCUUGUUUUUCGUGUGCUUGGUUUGAGUUAUGCAUUCCCUUUGCAACAAAAGAAAAAUCAUUUUUCAGAGGAAGCGGAAAUUCGCGCGUUGGACCUUUCCCGCCGCCGAUCUUCCUACACGCUGUCAGGAAGAUCAAGGUAACAAGAACUGAGGUAUCUGGCUGAGAAAAACUGUUUCGCAGGACCCCAAGUAUUCGACGGACAAUUUGACGGCGUGGGCUACUGACCUGACAGCUCUUCCAAUCGCUACCGCGACUUCUGCGGGCGCAUCUGCAGCCAGUAACUCUGGAACCCGUCGACGAGUUGACGUCCCGCGGAUCGCCGUCGCCUUUUCGGCCUUCGGCGACGUCUCCUUGUCGUCUUCUGGAUCAGUCGGGACCGCGAAUCCGGCUCUUCUUUCGCUGCUCAUCAUUCGCACGGACACCAACCUCGGCGCCGUCAUGUGCAACUACGAACUCCGUCCGCGACUCGCCGAUCCGAGCGCCGCUGCCGGCGGAGAAGAGCCGCCAAAACUGAAUGCCUCUGCGACUGCUUUGUGGACCUUACAGAGGUACAUUAACCAGAAAAAAUAGUACUUUAUCUGAUUUUCACUGCCACUUCAGAUUUUCUGCGCGGCUUAGCAAUUAUAAAACUAUUGACUUUCUCAAAAACGAAAGCCUGGAUCCACACAAAAAUGUUAAGGACGAAGAACAACGCCGACAUGCAUCCGCCGAUGCCUCAGGGCAGUCCGCUGAUGGCUCUAGCGACUCCGAGCAACGAAGUGCCGCAGCUGAGGCCCGGAGAAGAGCUCUGGACACCUCAUGUCGAGGUUCUCUCUCAGUUCCAGUCGGUUUUCAACUCUCUCAAUGAAAUUUCAGGUUCGCACGUACUCAGCUCCUCACAGAUGCAUUUGGCAGGGACCCCAGUUCGAGUUCUACGAGUACAAAGAGGAAGACAGCGCUGUUCUGGUUGGUUUUUUUUAUUAUGAAAAGACUUCGAAGAAUGAAGAGCGGGAUGACGAAACUCCUGAUAAUGUUUUUGAAACUUGAAAAUGAAGAAAGAUUGAAAAAGCUGUCUAACGAAUUAAAUUUUUUUUUGUUCUACUGAUAAAUCCUUAUACUUCAUUUUACAUUUUUAUCUACUGUUUUUUUUUCUUUUUACAAAGCUUUUCAAAUUAUUAUGAGGAAAAACUCUCAGAUAAUCAUUGAGAUUUUGGAUUGAAACAUUGAAAUAUCGAAGCGAUUUCAAGGGUUUCAAAAAAGGAUUCAGAUGAGUCCUUCGGCAGAUUCGCGGCACACCGGAUCCGGCUUCAAAUCGAUACCAGUCGUCGUCGGCGGCGGCAUCCCAAUCAGUCCGUUUCUUUUUUGAAUAAUUCAUUCCUACAUUCUGUCACCAACAGGCUCAUUUGCGAAAUCAUGCUUUUCGUGAUGUCCCCAAACCUUGAAGAGCAAUUUUCUGGAAAAAAAAUUCACUCAAAAAUCCUUUGAUAAAAGAGAUUUUGUUAGAGUGAAUUUCAGACUGAUCAUGUUUCAUACAGCAAAGUUGAUGGUUCAAUUCAUUUUUUCGUAGUGGACCUGAAUACGCCUCAACAAUCUCUCUGAAAUCAUAAUUUUUGAAAACGAUGAAUUUGAGUAUCUAAUUUUUUCUUUGCAAUAAGUCCCGGUAGCUUAACUUUCUUAUUUUUCGGAAUCUACAUUUUAGUUGUAAUCACCUUUUCUGUUGAAGAGGAUAGCAUUAAUAGUUGAAAACUCAAGAAGCUCCAUUUCAAAUUUUAUUCAAGAAAAUUUCAGCGCGAGGUACUUCGGCAACUAGCGACGCAACGCGAAUCGAGUGCGGAUCGUACACGUCGCAGACGUCGCUGGUGACGACGAUGGCGACUGCGGACAGCGACAUUUCGCAGAAAAUCGCCGACGCGAUGCGCGACCUCCACUCGACGUCGCCGCCGCAGCAAAUAGACGUCAGUGCUCAUCUGAAUCUAGUCCAUGGAAAUCUAUCAAACAUGUUAUACGAAGAGAAGUCUUCAAGGGGCGACAUUUACUCUUAAUAUGAUAAAAAAAGGGAUUUCAGCGACGAGCUGCAAGCUAUCAAAAUUGAAUUUUUUUAAUUUUAGAAGCUUUCUUUUUCAAAAUUUGUGCAUCUCAAUCAUCGUUCUGUGAGAUUUUCAAAAAUUAAUAAGUUUAACUUGAAGAUAAGAAAAACGUGAAUUUAAAUGGUAAAAUAUUUUUGAUUUAAAAUUUUCGCUUUUGAAGAAAAAAGGUAGAAUCUAGAUGUUUUCAGACGAAUAACCAUGAAGAAUUCUUCGAUACGCACUCGCCGUCUGGCGAUCGACGGCUUCUGGACGUUUCCGGCCGUCAGAAUCAAAACAAAAAGACUCUAGUCUCCGUCGAUGACGUCGACCUCGACUUUCCGAUGGACGACGACGAGGACGACAUUUAA
Molecule: messenger RNA, 8663 nt
Organism: Caenorhabditis auriculariae
Lineage: Eukaryota; Metazoa; Nematoda; Chromadorea; Rhabditida; Rhabditidae
Source: the annotation of a GenBank genome assembly